AUGUCAGAGGGAAAUGACUAUAGAAGUAAUUUCAUCGAUAUUGAUGGAAAAGAUCCCUCGUCAGCUGUCAGAACUCCACAAAAUUUCUUAUCACCGGAUUCUUUAGACAGCACCACUUCCUUCCUGAGUUCUGAGAGAUUUGAAGGAAAUAUUUUUGUCAAUAGAAGCGGUAAAACUCCACCACUUUCCAAAUUUACAAGCGUGAACGAGGGCCACAGUAAAUCAAAUUUAGCAGGUUAUAAAGCGAUGAAUACUGCAAUCGCACAUGGUCCGGACGAAUACAGCGUUGCGCAGGAAGCUGUAGAUUCUAAAUAUGUAUCCGGACCUUCUACAAGUAUUACAUCAACGGUGAAAGACGCAAAUGGGCAAGUCAAAAGAAAGUACUCGAGAAAUGGAUGUGUCGAGUGCAAGAGGAGGCGAAUAAAAUGUGACGAAACAAAACCAUCUUGCUGGCAGUGCGCGAGGUUGAAUCGCGAAUGCAUCUAUAUUUCGAAUCCAAAGAACAAGAAGCGAAAGCCCAAGAAAGGCUCUGUUGAAAAGCCCCUGCUGAAAAAUGAAUCAGAAAAGUCCACCUUAAAGAAAGAGCACUCUGAGGAUUUCGCCGGUAAGCAAGCAACAAUUACCUCAAAUACCUCGCACACGGUUCCCACUACAGCAGUUACGCUUGCUCCUCUUACUACAAAUGCACCUACCGCUACUACCACCAACGCUACUGGCACUCAUAUUGAGGAGCUGCCGACUGUCGGGGUCACUUCUGUAGCUUGUGCUAAUAAUGUUGAAGAAAAUAAUAGUAUCACUAAGUCAGCAACACUCCCGAAUGCUAACGCACCUGUCUCUAACAUGGACGGUUACGAUGCUAAUCUUUUAAUUCAGAACUUGAAUGACAUAGUCAGCAUGAAACUCAAUGACUCAUUUCUUCUUAACGAGAGCUUGAAGGAUUUGCGAUUACCAGAGCUUGAUAUUCCGGAGUUGUUACCUCAGACUGCGGAUCCUGUAAGUUCUGUGCCCAUUUCAUUUUUAGUCAACAAUGUCAUAACUUUCAAUACCAAGCUGAGUUCCUUUCAAUUGGGUGGAGUUCACGAUGGGUAUCUCAAAGUUUUCUUUAAUGAUUGUUUGGACUCUAUUGCCCCCUUUUUUCAAAAUCAGGAAAAUCCAUUGAGGGAUAUUAUUCUUUCCUUUGCACGAAAUGAGUCCUACUUACUAUCAGCAACUUUGGCUGUUGGUGCUUCGAUUGCAAACCGAAAAUCUGCAUCGCUUGAAGAUGAGCGAAAUUACUGUGCGUACUUAUCACAUUGUCUUAGCUUGCUGGGCGAGCAAUUUCAAAAUGAAGCAAACGUGCUAAACAAAAUAGAGCCAAUAACUUUUACAGUAAUAAUGCUUGCAUGGGACUGUAUCAAUACGAUGAACUCCCAAUGGAGAUCCCAUUUGAAAGGUGUUACUGACCUUUUUAAGAAGAUCAACUCUGGGAACUCCUCAAAAGUCAUGAAUGUGGCCAAAUGCUGGUUCAAAGUCAUGGAAACAUUUGCAAGCGUUAGCACAGUUCUAGGCGGAUCAGUCACAGAUGAAGAUGAUCUAGAUCUAAUUUUUGAUCCAUAUGAUUAUCAGUACGUCGACUCUUUGAAGUUUUUGAACAUCAUGACGCCAUUGAAUGAAUUCAAUUUGCUCAGGGGUCAAAAAGAAGAUUUUGAUUUGGUUAUUAAAGAAGUUAUAAAAGCUCUCACAUGCAUACGAAAAGCGGAAAAGAACUACAUGUCACAGGAGGAGGGGCUUUUCACAAAAAACCAGGAUUAUCUGUUGUGGUCAUCACAUCAAGAUACCGAAAAGACUAAAGAAUCCCUCUCGUAUUUUAAGAUUCAAAAAAUCUUGGUUGAAAUUGAUAAACAAUUGGAAUAUGAAUUCAUAGACAAGUCUGGGGUAAUACCCCUGGAAAGUCAGUCACAUCCAGACAGGAGUAGUAUUGAUGACAACGCUAUUGAUGUAGUUAUUUUGAGAAAUAGCGAUCGAAUCGCGAUCAGCUGGUAUGAUAUUUCUCAUCAAACACAGGUUCUUUCCUUUCUACUAAUUGUUCUAUUGAAACUCCUCGGAAUUCCUAAGGAGUCAAUAACUGUUCAACAAGUUGUAAAGAAAAUCAUGUCAUUCUUUAAAUUUCUGAACAGUGACAAUCCACCUCAAAAUAAUAGAACCUGUUACAGUAAUUUCGCUGUUCUGAUGGCAGGUUUGAAUGCGAUGGAUGAGGAUACAAGAAACAUUGUACGAACCUACUAUAAAGUGAAUGGUGGCAAAUUUCAAAGACUGACUGAGCACAACUUAAAUAGAUUGGAAAGCGUAUGGUACGGCAAAGGGGGUAACUAUAAACUUGCUGAUCAAGAUGUUUUAACGUGGUAA
Messenger RNA from Zygotorulaspora mrakii, 2385 nucleotides. RefSeq names its product Lys14p (gene LYS14). The transcript has a single exon. Gene Ontology annotation, cellular component: nucleus. The coding region runs from base 1 to 2385 and encodes 794 amino acids. Gene Ontology annotation, molecular function: zinc ion binding; transcription cis-regulatory region binding; DNA-binding transcription factor activity, RNA polymerase II-specific. Lineage: Eukaryota; Fungi; Ascomycota; Saccharomycetes; Saccharomycetales; Saccharomycetaceae. The record is from RefSeq and is a predicted model, not a curated record. Gene Ontology annotation, biological process: positive regulation of transcription by RNA polymerase II.